UCUUGCACUCUCUGGGGAGCUUUUUCCAGCAUCUCCUGUUUUGCUUCAGCUACUUUGGUUCCAGUUCUGAAGAAGCUAUCAUGAGUCGACAGUACAGUUCCAGAUCCUUCAACGGAAGACGGAGUUACUCAUCUCCCUCAGCCUUCAGCACUGGAUUUAGGGAUGGCAUCAGAAGUGGUGGCUACACCAGCAUAAGCCACUAUAAUAUGGGGCGAAGCAGGAAACUUUCUGGUGGAGGUCUUAGUGGAUAUGGAGGAAGUUCUGCUGGAUAUAGUACAGGCUUUAGGGAUUUUGGUAGCUUAGCUUAUAGUUCUGGGCCUGUGGAUUUGGGUCCUGGAACUGGCAGGUCUGGUGGUUUUAGUAGUGUAAGUACAGGAGGCCACAGCCGACUUGGAGGAUACAGCAGCCAAAGCCUUGGAGGUUUUAAUAGACGCGGGGGCUUCAGCAGCCGCAGUCUUGGUGGUGGUUAUAGCAGAAGCUAUAGGAUUUCAGGCUUUGGGACCCAAAGCCUAGGCAGCAGCUUCUAUAGCAGAGGUGCUGUUGCUGGUGAUGGUGGACCGUAUGAGCCCCUCAACCGCUACGGUGUAAGUGGCGGGAUCCACGGGGUCCGAGUCAAUGCAAACCUCUUGCGGCCCCUCUGCAUACAGGUUGACCCAGAGAUCUCUCGAGUGAAAGAGGAAGAGCGAGAUCAGAUCAAAACCCUCAAUGACCAGUUUGCUGGUUUCAUCGACAAGGUUAGGCACUUGGAGCAACAGAACAAACUUUUGGAAACUAAGUGGACCUGCCUUCAGCAAGCAGAACCUGAACAAAAGAACACUAUUGAACCCAUGUUUGAUAACUACAUCGCCACCCUGAAUAGGCAGCUGGGGAUUUUGUUGAAUGAACGGGAACAGCUACAGUCGGAGCAAACCAAAUUCCAGGAUCUAGUUGAAGAAUAUAAAAGCAGGUACGAAGAGGAAAUUAAUCGACGUGUGUCUGCAGAAAACCAAUUUGUUGAGCUGAAAAAGGAUGUCGAUGGUGCAUAUGCUUCUAAGGUGGAGCUGGAGGUGAAACUGGAAACCCUAAGACAGGACCUAGAUUUCUUCAGAUGUUUCUAUGAGACGGAACUGGAGAUCCUGAAUUCCAUGACUUAUGACACCAGCGUUGUUGUAUCCAUGGACAACAAUCGAGACUUCGACAUGGAAGGAAUCAUUGCUUCUGUGAAAAAUCAGUAUGAGGAGAUUGCCCAGAGGAGCAAGGAUGAAGUCAAUAUUCUGUAUGCCACCAAGUACCAAGAGCUGCAGGAUACCUGGGGACGUCAUUGCAACAACGUGACAACCAGCCGCCAAGAAAUUCAAGACCUGACUUCCCUUAUCAAGAGACUCAAGGCUGAUAUGGAAAAUGCCAAAAAACAGGUUGAGGCAUUACAGUCAUCUAUUGCUGAGACUGAGGAACGAGGGGAGAGCGCCUUGAAGGAUGCCAAAGAAAAACAUGCUGAGGUGGAGCAGGCCAUGCAGACUGCUAAGGAUGAGCUUGCUCGCCUGCUCAGAGAUUACCAGGAUCUACUGAAUGUCAAGAUGGCUCUGGAUAUUGAGAUUGCCAUGUACAAGACUUUGCUGGAGGGAGAAGAGAACAGGUUAUGCAAUUCUACUUCCGUUAACAUAUCUGUAACUGGUAGAUCUGCACAUGAUGGCAGAAUUCGUGGAGACGGGUUUGGAGUGAGAGCAGACUACGGCUCUACAUCAGGAGGAAUACCCAGUUCCAGAAAUGCAAGGCAUCACAGAACUGGGUACAGUUCUAGGAGUGGAGGAAUCCCUUCCCGAAGCUCAGUUGAGCACUCUGCUAUCAGUAUUGGUGCAAGAAGCAGUGGUGAUAGUCCUAGGAGCAGGGGAUACAGUUCCAGAAGUGGGGGUCAUGGAGCGCACAGGGCACGCAUUUCCUCUGCAGGUGAUCCUCCAGCCACCUCUAGGGAAAUUCGUCGUAGCUCUUCACGUGAAGGCCGUGCUGCUGACCAUACAAGAAGCAGCACUAGCUAUUCCACUGGUGCCAGCAGAUCUGCUGACCACGCAAGAAGUGGUAGCCAUGGCUAUUCCCCUGAUGCCAGAGGGGAUCGCAGAGAUGUGAGUGGAUGCCGCAUAGUCCAUGGAGGGCACUGCUCCAUCAUCAGAUAAACUUCAGGCCCAGAAUGUUGUUUGGGGAGGGGGCGUGUUCUUCUGCUGCUCUGAUUAAAAAAAACCACUAUCUAUUAAUGCAUCAGUGCAAUUGGUUAUGAAACCCAUAAAUGAGAGCUCUGCACAUUUGCUUCCUUUCAACCUUUAGCAUCUUUGUAUGUCAGCAAGAUAUGUUGAUCUACAAUACAGUGACUGAAUCUUCAUCCCUCCAAAAAUGGAAAUCAGAGUUGAUCUACAUGUUAUGGUUGUGGCUGCCAGGAUGCCGCAGAGUACGUUCUCCACCCCUUCCGGCAAAAAACGUUUACAAACUCUUAUCAUAUAAUGUGGCAGCAUCACUUCAUGAGUCUCCAUGAUUCUGCUCCAUGCCAAUGGAGGCAGCUGGGACAGGCCCAUGGGCAUGCACACACCAACAAUAAUCCUUUACCACAUGGUAAGAGCUUGAAAACAUUACGGCUGGGGGUAGAAGUGGAGAAUUCAUCUUGGAGGUGUUUUUAGCAGUACCUGUCCCCACUCUGUCACCACAAUGUGCAGACCAGUCCUAAGCUACCUUGAUUUCAGAGGGAUUACUUAAGCAGUCUGCAUCAGAAGCAAAAUACAGGGAGAGUGGGGGGAGGGAGGGGAUUUUACUUCUGCUUAGCCUGUUUAAGCACACUGAACCUAAGUAUGAGUUCUUUAGCCUAAGACUUCCUGAUUCAAACACUGAAAUCAAUGGGACUUACUGUGAAGGUCAAAUUACUCGAGACCACUUUGUGAGGAUUAUUUAUCCAUCAGCAGCACUCUUUAACCAGCCCCCUGAACUGACAACUAAUUAAAUUGGGAAAUGGAAUCUAAUGGGUGACGUGGGAGUUUUAAACCUAUAUUAGUGAUUGUGAACAAAUGCAGAGCUAUGGGGAUGUAGUUUUUCAAAGUGGGGCAGGAGAAUCAAUCUGGUGCUGUUGGCUGCUAUAAGAACUCUGAUAUCUGCUGACUUCCCUUCAGUGAGGCAGCUUGGGCCUCCCCCUUCACCACCAGACUCCAGGCCUUCAGCCAGCUUGAUUCUUGCCUGCCUGUCUCCAGAUUGCUUGUCUGUCCUUGGGGCUGAGUGCUCGAUGGCUCAGCCUUUUACUUGUGUUCCAGUAUUUCACUCCUGGUAGCAUUCUUCCUGUCCUUAUGCUUUGGGAGGUCCUUCAGGAACUGGAUUUCAUCAUUUUUUGGAUGACAUGACCUGUGAUUAUGGCAUAUGAUGCAGCAAGCUAGCUGAAGCUGGGCAGGUCUAGGUCUAGUUAGUAUUUGCAUGGGAGACUACCUGGAAACCUCAUGAAUACUGCUGUGCGUUCCAUGGAAGAAAGCCUGGAGGGAUAUUGUCAUGUCUAAUAACAAAGUCCAGGCCCUUGUGCAGAUAACUAGAGUGGUGCAUGACCACCAUAUCAGGGGAAUCUCCCUGCAAAAGAAUCAGCCAGGCUGUGUGCAUAAAGACCAGAGAAACAAGAGGCAGGGGCUUUGCCAUCCAGUGAGGUUACUACAGAAACCAAAAUGGCAAUGGAGUUCUCAAGGAAUUCCCUCAGGUGCCUGGCAGACAGUGAAGCAUCCGCCUUGCAUUCCACGGUAGGGCCUAGCGAAGGUGGGUUCCCUCAACGUAAUAUCAGCUGAGUUUAGGGGUGUUCUAGAUGUAGCUGAACAGAGUUGAGAGGAGAGGAUGGAAGAAGUUAAAGGGAGGGGGAACUAGGAUAUGAGGCCCUGUCAGGGACUGGACAAGGGAAAGAAAUGAUACAAAGGGCUCUCAGGGGUGGAACGCUGGGAGAUGAGAAGGGUAGAAGAGGUAUUCUUGGAGGAGGAGGCAGUGCUGUAGGGGAAAUGAUAAUGGGAUGACAGGUAGCGG
This is a messenger RNA of Gekko japonicus, 4008 nucleotides long. RefSeq names its product keratin, type II cytoskeletal cochleal-like. The record is from RefSeq and is a predicted model, not a curated record. The coding region runs from base 81 to 2150 and encodes 689 amino acids. Lineage: Eukaryota; Metazoa; Chordata; Lepidosauria; Squamata; Gekkonidae. Gene Ontology annotation, molecular function: structural constituent of skin epidermis. Gene Ontology annotation, biological process: intermediate filament organization; keratinization. Gene Ontology annotation, cellular component: keratin filament. The transcript has 9 exons.